Molecule: messenger RNA, 3076 nt
Organism: Cuscuta epithymum
Lineage: Eukaryota; Viridiplantae; Streptophyta; Magnoliopsida; Solanales; Convolvulaceae
Source: the annotation of a GenBank genome assembly
UUGAGAAGUUGGAUAAUUUCGUAGUUGGACCAGUGCAAGGGAUUUUGACUUGCCCUAAUCAAAAGUAGCCCAUUUGAGACGUUCUCAUGUAUCGCGACUUUAUGUUAAUUGCAUUCGUGCAUCUCAAGUUUGCAAAAGUUGUCGUUCUUUAUCGUAAUUUAAGUUAUAGUUCAAGCGUGUUGUUCAAUUUGAACUCAAGAAUAUCCAGUUAUAUUAGGGAAGGCGAUGUCUGCUCCGCACGUAAACUGUUUGACGAAUUACCCAACAGAAAUGUUGUAACUUGGAACUGCAUGCUUUCUGGGUAUACCAGGAAUGGGAUGAUCCAAGAAGCUCGGGAGCUUUUUGAUUCUAUGCCAGGCAGGAAUGUUGUGUCUUGGACAGCCAUGCUAAGUGGGUACGCGAGGAACGGAAGGCUAGACGAAGCUAAACUUUUGUUUGAUUCAGUAGCUGAAAAGAAUAUCAUCUGUUGGAAUUCGAUGAUUUCAGGGUAUGUCAACAAUGGAAGAAUAGAAGAAGGCCGAGCACUGUUUGAUAAAAUGCCAAUUAAGAACACAACAUCCUGGAGAAUCAUGAUUGAUGGAUACUUUCAAAGUCGAAACUUGAGUGAAGCAGAGAGGCUGUUUAACAAAGUACCUAUGAAAACUGUGUCACUUUGUAACACGAUGUUAGCAGGUUAUUCUGACGUGGGGAAUCUAGAAGGUUCUUUUAGGUUGUUUAUGAAGAUGGGAACCCGAGAUGUUGUUUCAUGGACUAGUAUGAUUUCUUGCUUGUUAAGAGCAGGGGAGUUGAAACAAGCUAGGACCUUUUUCAAUGCCAUGCCUGAGAAGGAUAUAGUGGCACGGACAGCAAUGAUAAGGGGUUAUCUGGAUAAUAAUCAGAUUCGGGAAGCUCAUGAAUUAUUUACGGAAAUGCCAUAUCGGGACACAAUAGCCUGGAACUCAAUGAUCAACGGCUAUUCCCAAAACGGAAUGCUUCAAGAGGCCCUUGAUCUUUUCAACAAGAUGCCACAAAGGGAUGUAGUCUCAUGGAAUUUGAUCCUAUCUGCCUAUCUCCAACUAGGCGAUCCAAAUGCCGCCACAAGAUUUUUCACGGAGAUGCCUAAGAAAGAUGUAACCUCUUGGAACACAAUAAUUUCUGGAUUCCAAAACGAGGAAGCUCUGUUGUAUUAUGUCAAGAUGCUACAAGAUGGGAUUAAGCCCAACAAGGGAACCUUCCCAAGUGUAUUAUCAACAUGUGGACUUCUUGCUAUCCAUGGUUGUGGACGAGCAAUUCACGCCAGUGUUAUAAAAAAUGGUCUUGAAAAAGAUAUCAUGACACUGAGCUCAUUGAUCUCAAUGUACUCUAGGUGUGGAUUUUUAGAUGUGGCAUCACUUGUGUUCCAAAAUAUGAAAAAGCGAGACCUCGCUGCAUGGAAUGCCAUGAUUGUGGCCCAAGCACACCACGGUUCUGCCAUGGAAGCUCUUGCUCUUUUUGACGUAAUGGUCCAAGAUGGGUUUGAACCGGACCACAUAACGUUCAUGGGACUCCUAGCUGCUUGUGCUCAUUCUGGGAUGGUUCAUAAAGGCUGGGAAUAUUUCUACUCAAUGCAAAAGAGAUGGAAUUUGGAGCCCAAACAAGAACAUUAUGUAUACAUGGUUGAUCUUCUUGGCAGAUCAGGUUCUUUAACAGAAGCGGUUGAGUUUGUUAAACAACUGCCUGCCAAUGUUGUCCCAAUGUAUGCUCGGGAAACCUUAUUAAGUAGUUGCAGAGUGUAUGAUGAUUACAAGUUGGGUGAUUUUGUGGCGAAGGAGUUUGGAACAGUUUCUCCUUCUCUGUCUCUUCUUUUAUCGAACACGUAUGCUGCAAGAGGGAUGUGGAAAAGUGUGUCAAAGGUCAGAACUGAACUGAAACAACUUCGGUUCAGAAAGGAGUCUGGGUGCAGUUGGAUCGAAGUGAAUGGGUGUUUGUCUCAGUUUGUGUGUAAUGACAAAUCCCACCACCAAGCUGGGGACAUCUACAAGGAGUUAGAGAGACUUUCAGUCAUUGUGAAUUUUGGUGCAUUGAAUUUGCCAUCUUACUGGUGACAUGGUGACAUAAUACCUUCAACAGAAUACAUCAAAUAACCAACAUCAAAAGGCCUGAUGUUGAACAGGUCCAGGCUGCCUGCUGUAGCUGAGAAAGAUUGCUUUUACAGUUUGCAUCAGCAUAAUGGUAAAAAUUCUCAAUGCGUACAUACUGUGAAUUUAUAAAGAAGAUGAAAUAUUCUUUACCCAUCUCAUAGUAUACAAUUAUAUCCUCAAUAAGAAAGAACAAUUAGAAGAAAAAUAAACAAUAAACACAGAGGACAUAAUGCAGGCUCUUAGGAUCACAUCAUAGGCUUCCGUAGGGUGGUCGUUGCUAUUCUCACAGUUUUCAGUUUUGGGAAAUUUCUGGCGCAGCGGUGGCGGCAGGUAAAGAGCUCUGCCGGGAAAUCUGACGGUUGAUGAGGUUUCUCCGAUCAGCACACCGCUUGAAGCAUGUGUAUAUAUACAUGACCAGCCAAAACACCCAUGGAGACCCAAUCAGCGAGAAGGCGACGUAGAGAAACCACGGUUGAGAUUCCGCCGGAAAGAAAACGUAGAUGCCAAGAAACACCCCUCCUGCGGUUACCAAGAUGAAGAACAUGAAUGAGAUGAGUGGAACCCUGAUGUCAGUUUGCCGCUCCUCCAUUGCUCUUAUUCUGUCUUCUUUCUUUUGAUCUCUUAAAUGGUUUUUGUUGUUUCUGAUGUAUAUUGAGGGGGCGGUUAUGACGAGAUUCGAAUUGAAUAUUCAAUUCACACCAAUAACCUUCAGAAAAUUCAUCUUUCUUCGUUAAUGCUGAAUAGAGAAUGUGAUUUUCUGAUGAUAAUGAUGAUGGUUUAGACUGAUCUGGUUUUAUUGUUAGAACUCUUAUUGAUUUUUUAUGCCGGGUAGGGAUCAGGAAAAUGUAAAAACACAAAAGAGGAAAAGGGGAAGGAAGCUAAGCUAAGAACCUAAUUAAAGGCGUAGCGUUGCUUCCUUGACGAACGUUGCAAUGUGGUUCUUCGUCUAUAUGCACAAUGCAUGGCGUAUUUCGUUC